Molecule: messenger RNA, 2268 nt
Organism: Arabidopsis thaliana (thale cress)
Lineage: Eukaryota; Viridiplantae; Streptophyta; Magnoliopsida; Brassicales; Brassicaceae
Gene: DIT2.1
Product: dicarboxylate transport 2.1
Exons: 4
Coding region: 260-1951 (563 amino acids)
Biological process (GO): transmembrane transport; oxaloacetate(2-) transmembrane transport
Cellular component (GO): membrane; chloroplast inner membrane
Molecular function (GO): transmembrane transporter activity; malate transmembrane transporter activity
Source: RefSeq, marked reviewed
UUCGGAUUUUGGUAAACCAGGGCUAGAAAAAUGAACCAAAUUAGAAAAAGUGGUUCGGUUCAAGUUUACCAUGGUUUCGGUUUGUUUGGUUAGAACCGAAGACUUUUUAGAUUCUCAGUGUAAUUUCACUUUCAGCUUCACACAUCCACUCAUCAUCAUUGAUCGAGAUCUCUCCGGCGACAAAAACACAGCGAGCGACUGACGAAAAUUAAACACUUCGCCGUCACAGACACUCUCUCUAUAUAUAUAAUCUCCGGCGAUGGAGAGUUUCGCUCUUCACUCUCUCUCCACCACCGCCACUUCCACCUUACUCUCCCAUCAUCAUCAUCACCAUCCCUCACGUCUCUCUCUUCUCCGUCGUACCUCUUCGAGAUCUCCGCCUUCAACAAUCUCCCUCCGAUCUCUCUCCGUUCAACCUCUCUCCUUCCCUCUUCUCAAACCAAUUCCUCGAUUCUCCACACGAAUCGCCGCCGCACCGCAAGACAACGCUCCUCCUCCUCCUCCCCCAUCUCCGUCUCCGUCUCCGUCUCCUCAAGGAGCGAAACUCAUCCCUCUGAUUCUCUCAAUCUCCGUCGGCCUAAUCCUCCGAUUCGCUGUUCCUGUACCAGAAGGAGUCACACCACAAGGCUGGCAAUUACUCUCAAUCUUCCUCUCAACAAUCGCUGGUCUCGUCCUUAGUCCUCUCCCAGUCGGAGCUUGGGCUUUCAUUGGUCUCACCGCUUCAAUCGUCACCAAAACGCUUUCUUUCUCCGCCGCUUUCUCAGCUUUCACAAGCGAGGUUAUCUGGUUGAUCGUUAUCUCUUUCUUCUUCGCUCGUGGAUUCGUCAAAACAGGUCUUGGUGAUAGAAUCGCUACUUACUUUGUCAAAUGGCUUGGGAAGAGUACUUUAGGUCUAUCUUAUGGUCUCACGCUUAGUGAGGCUUUAAUUGCUCCUGCGAUGCCUAGUACUACUGCUAGAGCUGGUGGCAUUUUCUUGCCCAUCAUCAAGUCUCUAUCGCUCUCGGCUGGAAGUAAACCGAAUGAUUCUUCUUCGAGGAAACUAGGCUCUUACUUGAUUCAAUCUCAAUUCCAGUGCGCCGGAAACUCUAGUGCGCUUUUCUUGACUGCUGCAGCUCAAAAUUUGCUGUGUCUCAAGUUAGCAGAGGAGCUUGGAGUAGUGAUCUCAAACCCGUGGGUUUCUUGGUUUAAGGCUGCUAGUCUACCUGCAAUCAUAUCACUUCUUUGUACUCCACUUAUCCUCUAUAAGCUUUAUCCUCCAGAAACAAAGGACACACCUGAGGCUCCAGGUAUUGCUGCAACGAAACUCAAGCAAAUGGGCCCUGUCACUAAAAACGAAUGGAUCAUGGUCGGUACAAUGCUUCUUGCUGUCACUCUUUGGAUCUGCGGAGAGACUCUGGGAAUACCAAGUGUUGUAGCUGCCAUGAUCGGUCUCUCCAUACUUCUUGUGCUAGGUGUCCUUAAUUGGGACGAUUGCCUAAGCGAAAAAUCGGCAUGGGACACAUUAGCUUGGUUUGCUGUCUUGGUGGGAAUGGCAGGACAGCUUACAAACCUCGGUGUUGUAACGUGGAUGUCUGAUUGUGUAGCUAAAGUUCUACAAUCUCUCUCCUUGAGUUGGCCUGCUGCGUUUGGACUUCUUCAAGCAGCCUACUUCUUCAUUCACUACCUUUUCGCAAGCCAAACCGGUCAUGUUGGAGCUCUCUUCUCAGCUUUCCUUGCUAUGCAUAUAGCAGCAGGUGUUCCAGGAAUUCUAGCUGCACUUGCUUUAGCAUACAACACCAAUCUUUUUGGUGCUUUGACUCAUUACAGUAGCGGUCAAGCCGCUGUCUACUAUGGAGCGGGUUAUGUUGAUCUGCCUGAUGUAUUCAAGAUUGGAUUCGUGAUGGCGACGAUUAAUGCGAUAAUCUGGGGAGUAGUUGGGACUUUCUGGUGGAAAUUUUUGGGUCUCUACUAAGAGCUCCUCAGAAGAAAGUUGUUCUUGAAGAAGCUUUGCAAAGUCCGGUACAAUUCUUUUGUUGAUCAUUCGGUUUUGAGGCUUCAUUUUUUUCUACUUGCAAUUAGAGAAUCAGACAAUUCUUUGUCAAAUAGAUAUACAGAAGAUCUAUCUCGAUUUGUUCUCUUUAUGAAAUAUCGUGUUUCUUUUUCGGAGAAAGAGUAAGAUACAUGAUGAAAAUCUGUUUUGGGGGCGUUUUUGUUAAAACGAAAAUGUCUGGGUAAUAAAAAACAGAGAAAAUAGUCAUAAAAAAGGAGUGAAUCUUCAAAUUACCUAUU